AAAAAUAAUUUAAAACUUGUUGAAAUAAUAAUAAUUGUUGUGGAUAACGAAAAUUUAUGAAUCGGUAGUAAACCGCAAACGUUUUUUUGUUAGUCUCAGCUAAUUUGUAUAAAUUAUUCUUUUCCAUUUAUGCUUAUGUUGGGUUAGAUAAUAAAUUAAGUUUAGGAAGUCACACAAUGGGAAAUAAGCAAGAAAUGAAAGUAAACUCUAAGAAAAAACAACAUAUCAUCAGCCUACGUAACACCUACGUAUCGAAUCAAUUCCGAAUCGAUGUGAUCAUAAAAACGUCACCCGAUCCCUUCAAGUUUCAAAAAACGCAUCUCAAGACAUUGAAACUGCCAUUCACUGAAGCGUCUCGAAUCAAUCAAAACUCACACAGUGUGACCAGUAAUUCGCCCGAUUUGUUUACAAUAUUACCCCAAAAUGACGCUAUUAACUUGACAUUCUUUAGAAAUCUCUCCGCGACAAAAAAUCCACCACUUAACCGGCACAUUUCAUUAAACCAUUUGUGGUUUAAUGCUUUUUUCGCCACGACACCUAUAAAUAGCAAAUCUUUGCACCGAGAAUUCAGUCAUUGCACAGCUUUCUUCCAAACACUGCAACGAUGAAUCUCAUCGUGAUUGCAAUCUUUCUCCAGAUAAUAGCAUGGACCCAGGCCACGAACGCCACUGAAGACUCCGCCACGAACAAAACCAAACGCACGAUAGCGAAUCAGGUCCAGACCUACGGGGAAAACCGGCCGGUUUUGCUGUACCCGGACAACCCCGGCCCCCCUACCUUCUACGCCCCUGUUACCAUCAAGCCAGUUUUCGAUCCAGAAGUCCCCAAGCAAGUCGCCGCCCAACAAGUCCUCUACGAAUUUCAGCAAACACCAACCAAUGCGGUUUCUAACGUUCACGUGAACCAAUUCUACCAACCGGUGGGGAGCAAGCCCGAGAGUCCCCUCCCAGCGAACACAGGCCCCGCCCAGUUCAUCAGCCCUUCGGAGUCAGUGGCGGCGCCUGUGCAACACAGUGCGUUGAUCCGACAUGGGCAAAAUUUUGCACAGGUUCAAUUCCAACCACAACAUAUACAAACCCAGCAGUACGUCCCUGGAAAGUAUUUGUAUGUCAAUGGCAAGAUUUUGUACCAACCGAACCAAGCACAAACGCAGAAUGGGUACCAAAGACCUGUCAAUUUCUUGUAUAUGCAUCCACAGAGUGGUACCCAGAAGUUCAUCCCGCAGGCUCCUUUACUGCGACCCAUGGGGUACCGGAGGUUCCACCCCCCGCAACCCCACCAAUUGCAGAAGAUCACCAAACCGAUGAAUGUUCCAGAAGUGGUCGAAGAACAAUCCGAGGAGGAACCAGCUGAAGAAAAUGUUGAAAACAACAAAGAAGAAGAAGUUGAAGAGGAGGAGGAGAAUGAUAAGGAAAGCGAAGAAACCGACGACGAUGAUCACUAUUUCAGUAAAUACUCGUUUGAUGAAGAUGACGAUGACCAUGGGGGCUACCGGGAAGAAGACGAUGACGAAGACAAUGAAAGGGGUUCCUCUAGAACGGUACCGAAGAAACACAAGAAGAAAGGGAAACCUGCGAAGUACUCCAAAAGUAACAAUUACAAAUACAGCGAAAAUUACAGUACCAGUAGUAAAUACGAUAAAUCUGGGAAAAAGGGGAAGAAAACUGGAAGACCGGCCCCUAAAAUGCACUACAAGUCCGUCAAAUACGUCAAGGAGGGAAACAGUAAACCAAAAUACGAGAAAAUCGAAGGAAAACAAUCACAAAACGUGCCCGUUGUCCAUAAACAAAAAAUUUUCAGAGAGAAAUGGUUCGUCACGAAGAGUACCGAUGACUCAAUCACGAAAUAGUCUUUUAAUUUGUAGUUUUUUAUAUUUUUGUUACGUGCUAUAUUAAGUGUUAUUUCUCUUGUAUUGUUUUUAUUGUUAUUUAAUAAAUACAGUUAACAUA
Messenger RNA from Tribolium madens (black flour beetle), 1949 nucleotides. Its product is annotated as myb-like protein AA. NCBI's taxonomy places the organism in Eukaryota, Metazoa, Arthropoda, Insecta, Coleoptera, Tenebrionidae. The record is from RefSeq and is a predicted model, not a curated record. The coding region runs from base 605 to 1849 and encodes 414 amino acids. The transcript has 2 exons.